Messenger RNA from Dentiscutata heterogama, 1050 nucleotides. The record is from the annotation of a GenBank genome assembly. NCBI's taxonomy places the organism in Eukaryota, Fungi, Glomeromycota, Glomeromycetes, Diversisporales, Gigasporaceae.
AUGUUAAGAAUUCUAGAAAACAGUGAUAAACAUAAUACAUUAGUUGGAGUAUUGGAUAAAAUAAAAGAUGGAUAUAAGGAAAAGAUUCAGCUUCGUGUUAAAUAUGAUAAUUUGCAUAUAUAUAAAGGCCACGUGGCUGGAGACUAUUUAUUGAAAGUUAUUCAUAAAAAAGCGAUAGAUGCAGAAAAUCGGUAUCAAAGAGAUAAUGUACUUAGCAUCCCUUGGAUAAAAAACUCUGAAACAAUUAGACUUGAAUAUUUUAUUGAACUUGCUAAGCAAAUUCAUAAUGGUGACAAAGAUAAAGCAAUAUCGCAUUUUAAAUAUCCAAAAAAAAACGAUCGAAGAGUGAAAAUUCGCAAUUAUAAAAGUUAUAAUGAUAUCAGUAAGUUUGUAAAUAACUAUAUGACAGAUGUUGAUGUUGAUUACCAAUUGAACAUUAAAGAUGAUUCAAUUGAUGAAAAUUUUGACAUGUUUCAUGAAGCUAUCAUGAAAGAGCUCUAUGAUAAAAGAAGUAGUUAUUUUCGACUAAAAGAAGGAGAAUUAUCAAAUCCAUCUGAUGAUGAAUUUGUUAUGAAAAGGCUAGGAUGCACAAAACCUUGUUACUGGUGUGGAGCUUUAUGUUGGGGAGGAAGAGGCCAUCAUGAAAAUAGCGGAGAAACAAACAGGCAUCAUACUAGCCAUCAACCAGGAGGCCUUAAAGGGACAAAAAAUUCACGCACAAAUAAGUUAAGAGCGAUAGCCUGCCAUAAACGUCCAAAUGAAAGUAGAGUGCAAUAUAUCAAGGAAGAGCAAAAAAAUCUAAAAUGGGAUGAAGCAAAAUCUAUUGACUUUCAAAAUUGGAAAUUUGAACCGCAUUUUAUAACUAAUUUUAAUGAAAUUAUGUGUUGGUUUUUUGAACAGUUGCAUGAAGAUCUGGCUGAAAAGUUUGGAUGUGAACCAGCAGAUGAGUCAGAAUUAAAAAAUUAUGGUUGCUUAAAAAAAGAUUACAAUGACAUAAUCAAUGUAUUACAUCAUUGCCUUGAAAAUAAUAAAAAUGAUUUUCGAUUUUAA